This is a messenger RNA of Corticium candelabrum, 2398 nucleotides long. RefSeq names its product sushi, von Willebrand factor type A, EGF and pentraxin domain-containing protein 1-like. Gene Ontology annotation, biological process: complement activation. Gene Ontology annotation, cellular component: extracellular region. Bases 99 to 2243 code for a protein of 714 amino acids. The transcript is spliced from 9 exons. Lineage: Eukaryota; Metazoa; Porifera; Homoscleromorpha; Homosclerophorida; Plakinidae. Gene Ontology annotation, molecular function: serine-type endopeptidase activity. The record is from RefSeq and is a predicted model, not a curated record.
UUUACUGUUCGUCUGUUCCCUUUUAUUAGAUCAACUCAACCAAACAGCUCGCUCUCUAGUCGGCGCGUCGCGGCCGGUGAUUAAAUUAAUUGGACAGUAUGUUUCAUGUCUUUAGGGAUCAACGGAUUUUUCUUGCGGUCAUUCUGGUUGCAGUUUACUGUCUACACAUUGGGAAAGCUCAAUGCGCACUAGAAAAUCGAGUGUAUCAACCGGGAGAUACUUUCACGCAUGUGUGCGAGUGUGCUGCCGAUCGGUUUACUUGCCGACAAGUCGAAGACUGCAACAGCUCAACAACAACACCAACAACACCUGUGCUUGUGCAACAGCCAAUCGAAAAUUGUCAAGAACCAAUUAUUACCAUCACCACAGUCGUGUACACAAUAGGAAGAGCUAGUGGUGACGUCAGGUUGAUAUGCGAGGCUCGAGGGUUUCCAAGACCAAAGAUCACUUGGACACCAUUACGAGACCCUCGCAGAUUCACAACCAAAGGCAACGGAAUACUCAUCAUCAAAAUGUUCGUUUCAGGAGACAGCAGAACUUAUACUUGUACAGCAAUAAAUCAAUGUGGCAACGACACAGUCAAAACAAGACUUAAAAUUAGAGUUGAAGCUGUAGAUCCACCACCAACUACACCAGCACCUGUGCGUGUGCCAGAAGAGCCAAUCGAAGGUUGUGAAGAACCAAUUAUUACCGAGUCUUACAACGUAGUCAGGUACACAGUAGGAAGAGAUACCGGUGACGUCAGGUUGAUAUGCAAGGCUCGAGGGUUUCCAAGACCAAAUAUCACUUGGACACCAUUAGGAGCCCCUCGCAGAUUCAGAACCAAAUGCAGCGGAAUACUCAUCAUCAAAAACCCCGUUCCAGGAGACAGCAGAACUUACACUUGUACAGCUACAAAUGAGUGUGGCAACGAAGCAGUCAGCACAACAGUUAUUGUUGAUGAAGAAGAACCAGUUGCCCCACCACUUGUGUUUUGUCCCCCAUUUCAAAGUUUUCCUAAUGGUGAUGUGGACUAUAACAAUGAAAAUAGGGCAGUUGGUACACAUGCUGAGUUUUAUUGUGAUCUGGGAUAUGAACUGACUGGUCCACCAAAAGCUGUCUGUCUUGCUAACGGAGAAUGGAACGUAACAACACCAGAGUGUCUGCCUUCGCAGACAUGUCCUCAACCUAGACAUCCAGAGAAUGGUAAAGUGAUAUACCGAUGGCCUGUUAAUAGGCCUGGCAAUAGAGUCAUUUAUGCGUGCAACAAGGGAUACAGCAACACUGGGGCUUCUUUUCAAACUUGCAAAGAGAACUUCAAAUGGUCUAAGAAGGAACCGAAAUGUCGUCGGAAGAUAGGUCGUCUACCAAAUUGUGGUGACCCGGGAGAUAUCAAAGACGGAUUCAGGCGUACUGUAGGUUCAACUGUCUACUAUUACUGUAACCAAGGAUAUUAUAUCUCUGGAAUCUUCUUUAUUACUUGUGGAAGGAAUGGACUGUGGUCAGAUUUACCACCAACAUGUGAAAUUGAAUUUGAACAUUUGGAAGACAUUGAAAGGAAGUUUAGGAGGGCAACGGAUCUAGAUGGCGACGAUGGUUUGCCUGUCGACCCAUUGGGUUCGGGUCAGAUAGCCAUACCCAACUCAUACGUGCAGCUCGGCUUCGUUUUAGACAAGUCUGGCUCGGUAAGCAACAACGACUUUCGGUUAGGUCUCGAGUUUAUCAAAGAGAUUGUUGAGACGUUUGAAAGCAAGCACAGCAAAGUGAUCGUUACCAUUAUCACGUAUAGCAAACAUGCCGAAGUGGAAGCGAACGGUAUCAAUGGAUCAGAAAUCUUUCAAGUCGUGAAAAGCGUCAGACGCAAAGUAUACGGACCGACGGCUACUCGACGUGGACUAGACAUGGCAAGAGAUACUCUACUCGUCAACAGGUCGAAUUACUAUCAAUGCAUUCCACCAAGGCCCUUAGACAAGGACUAUUACACACAUCUGUACCCUUGUCCUAAAUGUGUCAAAACCGGCUAUCGUACUCUUCUCUUUUUGAUAACCAAUGGUAAAUCCAAUUGGGCUGGAGAUCCUCGUAAGGCUGCUCAGUGUCUAAAGGAUAACGACGUUGAGAUAUUUUCUGUCGGUAUCACGUCUUCUGUCAACAUACAAGAAUUGAGGGAUAUCGCUUCCGAACCUCUGUCCGACCAUCUCCAUCUAAUUCGAUCGUUUGACGACGCUUUGAAGAUGAUCAAGGUCGAGAAGAAGAGAUUCAAGUGACGAGACGCGACAGUUUGUUGAUGUAGUAGUGACCAGAAAUGGCUGAGACAGCUUAGCGUGCUUCGAUUGUCUGUAGUGCUUUCAUAGUUUGUGUGAUCGUCUCAAAAACGACUGGCUUCUUGUUCAAUAGAGAAGCUCGUAUGCGUUAUGACAAA